Molecule: messenger RNA, 2383 nt
Organism: Anoplopoma fimbria (sablefish)
Lineage: Eukaryota; Metazoa; Chordata; Actinopteri; Perciformes; Anoplopomatidae
Product: histone-lysine N-methyltransferase SETDB1-B-like
Exons: 11
Coding region: 472-2010 (512 amino acids)
Biological process (GO): negative regulation of gene expression; heterochromatin organization
Cellular component (GO): nucleus
Molecular function (GO): histone H3K9 methyltransferase activity
Source: RefSeq, a predicted model, not a curated record
GGGAUUGCUUUUUUUUUUUUAAUUAUCUGAAUAUUUUUUCCAUCCCUGGUGUUGAUUUAACUUUAUUUUGGUUUAAUGGGAUGUAUUGACGACGGAAGUACCCAGUAAACUGGCAACUUCAUACAUAUUUUAUAUAAAAUAUAUAUUUACAGUAGGGGAGAACGGGGUAAUGUGAGACAUUGGGUAAUGUGAGACACCCCCUGUAUCUAGGCAACGGGACACAUUUGUGGUCAUGUGACCAUUAUGUUUUCAAGCCCCUCCCAUUUCCCCUUGGCCAUGAAGGAGAGAACCUCCUGGUGCUGUGGGUUUUGAAUAAAGUGAGGAGAAAAAAAAGCUGGAGUCUCUUGACUUGUUGGUCCUUUAUACGGACACAGGGGGCAGCAGUGAGCUUACGGUUCGGCGCAGCUGCACGACACGAGGAAGACACCAGUGUCUCCAAGACACACUGAGGAAUGCUGCACAUCGGUGAUUAUGGAGGGGAAUGAGAUUGAGAUGAGCACCGUGGAGCUCAAAAAGUGGAUCAGAGAGAAGGUAAAGAAGACCAAUCUGACAUCCUCAGAUGUGCUAGAGAAAUUCAACCUGCUGCAAUCUCUGCUGAAGAGGAAGGAGGAACAGGCUGCCCACCUCCUGAGGCUCUGCCAGUCUGUGUCAGCAUGUGAAGCGAUUGUGAAGAAGCAAUACUCUUUGCUGGGUUGGGAAUACAGAGACACUGAUUCUGAUGAUGAACAUAAUAUAACGGGCUGUGGAAAUACCGUUCCCAGCUCUCCAACUACUAAUGGCCUUACUUCUUCGUUAGCAAAGCUACAUGACAGUGAUAAUCUCCAUGGAAUUAAUGGCAAACAAUGCUAUAUCAGUCUAAAGAGAGAACCGGUUGUGGUUUUGACCAGGCUUUCUACAUAUAAGAUCAGAUCUUUUUGUUCUCCGACGCCUGAGAAUCACAACCGUGAAAAUUCGGAUUCUGAUAAACAGUGGGAACCAGAAGUUGGCUCAAGUGAUGCAGAUAGUUUUGUCUCAAGUAAAAAGACUAGGCCAAAAAAGAGGAGAAAAAUAGAUCAAAAGAAUAAAAAGCAUGCUAAGAGUCAUGCAACACCCCAAGCUAGCACAAAUACUGGAGCCAAAAGUAAGGUUACCAAAACGUCACCACCAACACCCGAAGCAAGUGGCAAUACCGACGCUAAAAGCAACUUAAUGAAAACUCCAACUCCACCACCACCAGCAACCACUAACGGUGGAAGCCCCAUGAACAUAAUAACUCCUCUUUACCAAACCUCUGACAAAGCUACUGAGACCCCUCCUGGAGUGCCACAAGUAGAGCUCAAAGUUAACAUGAGUAUUCUGGCCAGAAAGAGGGCCAUGAAGUGGCAGCUGGGGAAAAUCUUGGAAAAAGUGACAAAGGAAGAUGGUAGGUUGAAAUACAAAAUCGGUUUUGAGGAGAAGGGGAAGAGCCUAGUCUCUGCUCACCACAUGGCCUUUGACUACAUACCAACGGUGGAUCAGCUGUUUGUCGGUGCUCGCGUGGUGGUCAAGUUUCGAGCGCACCAGAGCCAGUUUUGCCCUGGUGUCCUGGGAGAGCUCCCCAGCAGAGAAAACCACUUAAGGUUCCUGGUCUUUAUUGAUGAUCACAAGCCGGUCUAUGUUGGCUUACCUUUACUUCGCCUGGUGUGCCGACCAUUGAAGGACCCUUUGGACGAUAUUGCAGAUGGCUUCCACAAGGAUUUCAUGAAGGGUUAUAUGAAGGCCUGGCCUUACCCGCCACUGUCCCAGUACAUUGUUGGACAGACAAUUAAUGUAGAAUUUAAUGGAGUCAUGCAGAGGUGCGAGGUGCAGAAGGUCGACUGCAGCUUGAUGCAGGUUGUUGUUUCGACAGAUCAACAUAAGGAGUGGCUCUACCGAGGGUCAACAUGCUUGGAACACAUGAUUAAAAUAAGGGAGCUUUUGGAGUUGAAAAACAAUGAGGGGCAGGAGAAUAAAUCUCCUACAGUCGAUGAAUCAUCAAAGUCGACACACUGAUGGGACCGUGAAUGUGUAAGGAGAAGUGGCUGCUCAUUUCCAAGGAGACUCCAUUCAGUGAAACUUGCUCACGAAGAAUACACUUAAAAUGUUUUUCAGGCUUUUUAGGCCCAAAGAGCAUCCACACUUGAGUUUUCCUCUGGCCAAGCCCGGUUGAGAGCAUUUUCAUUAUAGAUUCUCAUUAGAUAUUUACAUUGUAGGUCCCCUGUUAGCCAAUAUGACUGUUUUUUGCAAUUCCAGAGGGGUUGGUAUUAAUACUCAUCUGACUCGUUGCCAACUGUCAAGGGCAAUGCCCCUAUUGUGCCUGAGCAACCAAAAUAAUGCAUUCUUGUGUUAUACGUGUAUUUGUACUGCUAUUUUUGUGUUCUUAAAU